AUGGCAGACUCGUUGGACGUAGGACAACUCAUUCCAGUUUAUCGUCAAGAUUUCAUCUCUGUGUGUGCCUACAGUGCAGCUAUCGCUUUGCUCUUGUAUGAUUUCGGCCUCACCUUCGACCGUGAAGUCCAGUAUAUUUGGAAGUCCAAGCUCUCGCUACCGUCGUUACUCUUCUAUGCCAUCCGUUACAGCACUAUUCUCAAUGCCGUCCCGGAAAUUAUGGAACUCACACACUCGGGAUUAUCACUUACACGGCUGGACAUGGUCUUCAGUAUCCUUCUAUUGUCGGGUGUUGCAAUGUUUUCGGCGACGCGUGUAUAUGCUAUCUAUGCGCGCAAUAAGGCAAUCUACCUACUUGUCUUGACAUUGGGCUUGGUGAACCCUGCCAUCAACAUUUAUCUAUAUUCUCAAUCUGGGCCGUACUUCUUUGUAUAUCAUAUUAUCAUUUAUUCUUCUCUUAGAUGGGCGAUGGGUGCUCGAGGAGCUACCAUCGCAGCCGAUGUCCUCGUAUUGGUAUUGACAUGGGCAAAGGUGGCUGAUAAUCGAAAGGAGACUGCGCGCAUCAGAGCGGAAGCGCCUGUGGCAGCUGUUUUUCUUUCAAAUGGCACCGCCUACUUUGCAAUCCUUCUCAUCCUGAACGUGCUGGGCAUCGCGAUCGGCCAGGACAUAAACUACGUCUACGUGAUGUUCACAUGGGUCAACAUAUUAACAGCUAUCUUGACAUGUCGCUUCAUGCUGGACUUGCGCGAGGCAGCGACCGUGACUGAUCCGACUGGCCUCUCGCAGCUUCACACCAUCGUAUUCCAAAUGCCCGUGCCCACGACUGUGGACUCAAUUACGGGAAUGGACCCAGAGGAAUACGUUGCUAUGGACCGGCCUUUGCCUGACAUUGAGGCAGGAAGUAUCUGCGAGGAAGCGCGUGCUGCAGAUACGGGGACGUGCUCGGAUUCCGACGUGGCACCUUUUCGCAAUGAAGAAGCGCAGUUUCGGUGA
This is a messenger RNA of Sparassis crispa, 993 nucleotides long. RefSeq lists its product as hypothetical. Bases 1 to 993 code for a protein of 330 amino acids. Lineage: Eukaryota; Fungi; Basidiomycota; Agaricomycetes; Polyporales; Sparassidaceae. The record is from RefSeq and is a predicted model, not a curated record. The transcript is spliced from 12 exons.